Messenger RNA from Branchiostoma floridae (Florida lancelet), 2155 nucleotides. RefSeq lists its product as uncharacterized. Lineage: Eukaryota; Metazoa; Chordata; Leptocardii; Amphioxiformes; Branchiostomatidae. The transcript has 7 exons. Bases 17 to 823 code for a protein of 268 amino acids. The record is from RefSeq and is a predicted model, not a curated record. Gene Ontology annotation, molecular function: calcium ion binding.
AGGUUGGUGGCUAUCAAUGGAGGAGGAAGAUUCUUUCUUCAACAGGAUGGAUGAUCUCCUUAACCUCAGUACAACAAUGCAUCGCUCCAACCGCUUUGAACCGGCCAACCCGAAAACGGUCGGACUCAUGCUUCACUAUGAAGGGGAGCCGUACCAGCAAACAUUCCUUGAGUGGCUGACGAAGGAAGAAAGGGAAUAUACCAUGAACAGACCUAACACUAAACUAGCAAGGGCGUACAAAGACAAAGUCAAGUUAGAGACAGUGGAGGCGAUGGAACACAGGAAAAAGAUGCACAGCCUUAUCGGCAAAUUCCUCGCAACUCUGAAGAAAAAUCAGAUAGACGAUCUUACCACCAUAAGCAGGGAAGAACUGUACCAAGUGUUUGAAGAGUUGGAGGACGAAUUCAGGUCUCUGACGGAAGAAGAAAAGAAGACGCUCAUUGGUGAGGCAACGUCCCCCGAUGAACUCUUCGAUGCAAUUGACGUGGACAAAGACGGUCUGCUGACCUAUGACGAGGUUCACCAGUUCUUCACCGACAGAGGUUUGGGCUGGCUGGCCGGACCCACGAAGGCACACAUUAAUAGUUUGGCAAGCUAUGCCAUGAAGUAUCAGGAGCUCCUCGUUCUCCUUGGAAAGAGAGUUUACCGUAAGGCAGGAGAUGUGUAUAGGAGCAUUGGAGUCAAUGGCGACUACGUGAAUGUAACGGACUUUAACCUCGAGGAAGAUGACAAGCUCUACCUCUAUAAGCAAGGAGCGGCUGGUGUUCGAGCCUUCUUACGGACGUACAUUGCAAACAACAAGCUCACGGCAAAGUCAGCUUGAGAUCAUCUAUGAGACAACAUGUUCCGUUUGAGAUGAGAAAAGCGAGUGUUAGGUUUAACUCAGAGGUUAUGAUGGAAACAACAAUUACCUUUGCCAAGUAGGUUACGUUUUUGGUAGCAUUUGUAUGUAUGUAGAAGAAUAGUAAAACUCUAAGGCAUGGAUGGAUUGUCUUGAUAUUUGGUAGGUUACAAAAUAAUUAGGUUUUGGGGCUAACAAAGGGUUUUUUAUGGUACUGCAACAGAACUUCCAGUUUUGAUAUCUUGUGUCUAUUACUAACAUAUCAGGCUAUAUAACCUCUAAUAAGGUUAGGGUACAAAAGGCCUACAUGUACAUAACAAUUACCACUAUAAAUUUCUCUCUCUCUCUCUCCUCUCUCUCUCUAUAUAGCAAGUGCUGCUCAUGUAAUGCAAAUAACAUUUCUACAUUCUUUUGAUCAACAUCCCUAAUCCAAGAAAAUGGUAUACAUUUAUAUGAUAAAAAUGGUUAAGACUAACCAACUUUAAAAUUCAAAAAAUGACAAUCUAAGCUCAUGUGUGAACAGAAAUGCAAUUUAAUUCAAAACAUGUAUAUGAUAAAGACUAGCAAAAUAGAAACGAUUUUGUAUACAAUGUAAUGUUACAUACUUGACAUGUUUAUAUACAUGCAUUAUACUUUGUAAUGCAGAGUCAGUCAUGCCUAGGAAAGUUUGAAGACUGCACUUCAGUAUUACUAUUGUAUUGGCCCUACAAUGCCAAUCUAGGCAUAAGUAUCAGUGGAAAGUAAAAGUAAAGUUCUUGCAUUAGAACUGAAAGUCUUCUUAGGUGGUGGAAUAUGUAAUCUACGUGGAAUGGAAUAGAUACGUGUAUCAACUUCAUUUACAAUAACCGGAAGUAAGGCACUACUUUUUAAAUAUUCUUUUACUACAUUCUGUCUUGUUGGAAAAAAUAGUACAAUUGUACACAUUACCUAAUAUCAUGGUUUCAUAUAUUAAUCAAUCUAUAUAUAGGAUGGUGCAAGCUUCAAUAUUACAUGUAAAUUUUCAUAUACAUUUUGUAUGUUGAACCUUGUUUUCUUUUUUUCUGCUGACCAAACUUUAUCUUGCUGAUGAGGCCAAAGAUUUUAACAAAAAUACCCAAAAUUAAAUCAUUGUCUUUAAAUAACAUACUGUACUGCCCAGGUACAAUCUGAUGCUGGAAUACUUCUAUGAAACUAUAUAUGAAUGGACAAAUACUACAUCAACCUCAUCAGUUCUCUCAUCAUUGUUGUCAAUAGAAGAAAUAAUAUCAGCUAAACCAUUGCAUAGAUUACAUUUCAAACUUUCAGCCAACGAAAAUAAACUGGUCACUCAUUUAA